AUGCGAACGCUUCAGAUAUUCAACAUUGAGAUGAAGUCUAAGAUGAAGGCCCACACCAUCAACGAAGACGUCGUCUUCUGGAAGUGGAUUAACGUCAAUGCCAUAGCAUUGGUGACGGAGACGGCUGUGUUUCACUGGUCUAUGGAAGGGGACUCUUUGCCCGCGAAGAUGUUCGACAGACACACGUCGCUCAACGGCUGUCAAAUCAUAAAUUACAGGUGCGAUCAUUCGCUGAAGUGGUUGCUGUUGAUUGGGAUCUCCGCUCAGCAAAACCGAGUGGUGGGUGCGAUGCAGUUGUAUAGUGUGGAGCGGAAGGUCAGUAAACCCAUCGACGGCCUCGCGGCGGCGUUCACUCAAUUCAAAUGCGAAGGAAAUCGCGAAAUAUCGACCCUUUUAUGUUAUGCCGUCCGAACACAGGCCGGUGGAAAGUUGCAUGUCAUCGAAGUGGGAACGCCUGCGACCGGGAAUCAGCCGUACUCUAAGAAAGCGGUGGAUGUGUUCUUCCCGCCCGAAGCACAGAACGACUUUCCGGUAGCGAUGCAGAUGUCGCCCAAGUAUGACAUCGUUUACCUGAUCACGAAAUACGGUUAUAUCCAUCUCUACGACGUGGAGACCGGCACC
Messenger RNA from Oppiella nova, 621 nucleotides. The record is from the annotation of a GenBank genome assembly. NCBI's taxonomy places the organism in Eukaryota, Metazoa, Arthropoda, Arachnida, Sarcoptiformes, Oppiidae.